Arctia plantaginis is the source of this 486-nucleotide messenger RNA. NCBI's taxonomy places the organism in Eukaryota, Metazoa, Arthropoda, Insecta, Lepidoptera, Erebidae. The record is from the annotation of a GenBank genome assembly.
AUGUCAGUCACUCUUCAUACUGAUGUUGGAGAUAUAAAAAUAGAGUUAUUCUGUGAACAAUGUCCAAAAGCUUGCGAGAAUUUCUUAGCUCUAUGUGCUAGUGAUUACUACAAUGGAUGUUUAUUUCACAGGAAUAUUAAGGGUUUUAUAGUACAAACAGGCGAUCCUACUGGCACUGGGAAAGCAGGCUCAUCUAUUUGGGGAAGAAAAUUUGAGGACGAGUUCAAGGAAGAAUUAAAGCACAAUGCAAGAGGAAUGGUUAGCAUGGCCAACAACGGUCCCAAUACUAAUGGAAGCCAAUUUUUUUUUACAUAUGGAGAACAACCUCACUUAGACCUCAAGUACACUUUAUUUGGCAGGAUAAUAGAUGGGUUUGAAGCACUUGAUGAUUUAGAAAAAAUGGCAGUAAAUCCUAAAACAUAUAGACCUCUCACUGAAUCAAGAAUAACAUCGGUCACUAUACAUGCUAAUCCAUUAGCUGGUUAA